Anopheles merus is the source of this 2982-nucleotide messenger RNA. RefSeq names its product rhythmically expressed gene 5 protein (gene Reg-5). The transcript is spliced from 3 exons. The record is from RefSeq and is a predicted model, not a curated record. Lineage: Eukaryota; Metazoa; Arthropoda; Insecta; Diptera; Culicidae. Bases 618 to 1610 code for a protein of 330 amino acids.
GCCCGAGAGAGCGCGUUUAAUUCGAGCCAGAAACUUCAACGGUGCAGAUCGUCAACUCUGAAACAGCAACCGCAAGUGUCUUUUUGUUUUAGCAGGACAAGCAAGACAGCAAAAGAAGAAACAAAAAGUAGCUAAAAACAAAAACAAACCAACCUUAAUUGUGCUACAGAGAGAAAGUGAAACAUUGUGCAUUAGAAGAGGCGAGAAGCAGUGAACGAUCAUUGAACGGUGUGAGCAAGCAAGUGCGCAUUAAGUGAGAAUAAGCCGGAAAAAAAGCUUAAGGUGAAUAAAGCGGUGAAAAAAAUCAAAACAAUUGUGCAGUGGUGAGAAGCGGUGAAAGAUUAGAAACACAGUGUCGGAAAUAUAAGAAAAAAACGGAAGGAACCAUUCAAGCGCCGUCUGUGCAGUCGUAAACUGAGCCACUGGGCCCGGAAGCAAAUUCAAAUCUCUAUCUCCAGUGCACUGGUGAGACUAGUUCCGUGUGUAAAGCAACAGAAAAAAACAGCACGCAAAAGCAACGGAAAACUUAAAUGCACUCGUAAGCAACGAAACCCUUCGUCGCGCAGCGCAGUGUGUAUCGUAUUCUGGUUGUGAAGUUGCCAGUUGCAGUGUACAAAAUGGCACACGGAAGGAAGCUAAGCUUCAGUGCGGCGGUAAUGGUGGUGUCGAGCCUGGUGACCGUGUGUUCCGGUUCGGCCAUCCCGAUGUGGGAGUUUCUCAGCCGUGGCGAAAAGAUGUCGCAUCUGUACACGAUGUUCGCCAAGCAGGUGUCGAGCUACUGCAAAAACUCCCAAGACAUGCCGACCAACAUGUGCAAGCGCAAUCUGCUGAUGUACGGCAUCAACAAGCUGCAGGACAUGAACGAGUCGCACCUGGACUCGAUGGACCCGUACCAGCGUGGAGCGACCGAUAUAAUUUGGGACGCGAUGAUGGACGGACACACGAAGAACGGCAAAAAGAAGACGCAGACGACGGUCGCGCCGGCCUACAUCAUGAGCGAGCAGUUCGAGCACAACCCGCUGUUCGACGAUCCGGCCCCGACCGAUGGGGCGGUGCGCAAGAGCGGCAACGGCCCGGUCAACAAGUACGGCAUGGACUACGACUACGCCAGUGGACCUACCGGGCAGGAGAUGCAGUACUCCGAGCCGCAGAACCACCUGCCGCAGGAAGCACCGACGAACGUCGAUUACAGCUACGAGCCGGCCGCGUCCGCCCACUUCAACAACCUGGCCCCGUACGAGCAGACGAGCAACUACCUGACCGGCCCGAUGGUGGUGCGCCUCCGCCCGGACGGUACGCCCGUGGAGGAGGACAAGGUGCAGCCGGCACCGGUCGUGCCCAAGGACGACGACAUCAAGGAGAUGACGCUCGGCAAGGAGAAGAUGCCCAGCUUCCAGCAGAUCUACGACAGCCUGAAGCAGAACGAGGAGCAUCAUCUGCCGUCGACGGCUGCACCGACCACCGCCGCACCCACGACGACGGCUGCACCCCGGCCGGCCGUUGUGCUGCCGGUGGUGGCACCCACACAGCAAGUGUACGCCUACGUUCAGCGUCUGCCCAACUACCUCCGGUCGUACCGCACCGCCUACCGGGUGUACAACGCGCACUAAGCCCCGCGUUCGUCCUGCAAACGGAAACCGAUCGCGAUCGAAAGCUGAAUGUGAUUUUAAUUAAUUAACUCAACAACAACAACAACAAAACCUAACCCGCUGAAUGCUGAAAACCAGAACGACGCGAUCCGAGCAUAGGACAACCGACCACCAUCAUCACCAUCACCAGAAGAAGAAUGCAGACAAACGACUGAGACGCACAGUGAGCAAAAAAUGGCAAACAAAAAUUCGCGAACCGGUUCGGUUCUUUUUUUCAAACGAAACGCAGACCCCAAAACGCCGACGUUAUGAAUCUUCCAAAACGGAUAGAGACGAGCUUUUCAAACAUUCCAGUCGAGGAGCUGUGCUCGGCAGCGCGUGCGAUGUGGGAUGUUUCGGGACAGCAACGGACAGAAACCAGCGCUAGACAUUGACCGUACAAACACGAUCGUGCACCUCGGCACAGCUAAUCGGAACCGCAAUGAGGAACAACGCCGCCCCGCGCGGUUGCUUUCUUUUUACGAUCGAUGCAGAAGCCUCACCCUGCCAGCAGCGCAAGCUAACUGCGAUCAACUGGUACUGGUUGUGUUGAUCGAGAGUUCUAGCCGUACGCCUGCCUGGGAAAGGGUGCGUUCGGAGUGCUCUGCCGAUCGUUCAAGAUCGUGUGAUAGAACCGCCGGGUGUGUGACAGACAGAGCUUCGGGACGUUUCCCGCUAGAGAGCGCUCGCGCGCUUUUUAAUACUAUUUAUAACCCAUUACGUCAUUCAUGCGCGGGUGCACAUUUCAUUCCGUUUCGUGAUUAGUUUUGUUGCUCUCGCCAUGAGUGCAGGAGAAGCGACGAGAAGCAAAAGAAUACGAAUAAGAGAGUGUGAAAGAGAUAGAGAGAGAGAGAGAGAGAGAGAGAGAGAGUGCUGCAGCGGCUGCAGCGUUAACAGUAGCCUCGGUCGAGAUGGAUUUAAUUUAAUUUUAUCAUUAUUUUAUUGGUAUAUGUGUUAAGCGCGCCCGAGCGGGAACAGGGGUACGUUAAAUUAUUUCUCAAUGUAUUUAUGUGUGUGGUGCGCGCGGCCUGCAAAUGGCGGAAGGUAUGGCAAGUAAUGGCAAGCGUUUGAGCAAUUCUAUCUAGAUUGGCAGAGGCCAUGUGCUGACGUGGGGGCAGAGUAGAUGGCCAUAGUAACAGCAAAAUCAAACACACACUAAAAUAUGUCAAAGAUACGUCAGCACAGCAAAACAUACAAAAGCAACAAAUCGGGCGCAUACAAAGCAUACACCAGACAAAUUUAAACGAUUUUGGGUACGAAACGGACGCACACGGAGAGUGCAGAUGCGCUGCUCGGGUGCCGAAGGUUUCAUCCCAAAAUUGAACGGUAUUCCAAAUAAUUUGGAGAAGUUUUU